Oenanthe melanoleuca is the source of this 1383-nucleotide messenger RNA. RefSeq names its product tRNA methyltransferase activator subunit 11-2 (gene TRMT112). The record is from RefSeq and is a predicted model, not a curated record. NCBI's taxonomy places the organism in Eukaryota, Metazoa, Chordata, Aves, Passeriformes, Muscicapidae. The coding region runs from base 24 to 401 and encodes 125 amino acids. Gene Ontology annotation, molecular function: protein heterodimerization activity. The transcript is spliced from 4 exons. Gene Ontology annotation, biological process: tRNA methylation; rRNA (guanine-N7)-methylation; peptidyl-glutamine methylation.
GAACCGGAAGCGGAAGCGGCGCCAUGAAGCUGCUCACACACAACCUGCUGAGCUCGCACGUGCCGGGGCUGCGGCCCGGGGGCGGCUUCCCGCUGCGCAUCGAGGCCGCCGAGGUUCGGGUCCGCCCGGUUCCGUUCAACGCCGCCUUCGUGUCCCGCCUGGUGCCGCGGCUGCGCUGGGACGCGCUGCGGGAGGCGGCCGAGAGCUUGGGGCACCCCUCGGAGCUGCCCCCCGAGCCCGUCCCCAACUACGAGGGCGACGAGGAAUUCCUGCGGCGCCUGCACCACGUCCUGCUCGAGGUGGAGGUGCUGGAGGGAGCCCUGCAGUGCCCGGACUCAGGGCGCCGCUUCCCCAUCUCCAGGGGGGUCCCCAACAUGCUGCUGACGGAGGACGAGGCCUGAGGGGGGUCAGGACCCCCCAAAUUCAUGAGGGGGGGUCCCCAAAAUGGGGCUGAGCUCCUUCCCCCCAAGACAGGGUUGUUGGGGGUGUGGGAAAACCCCAAAAUUCCCACAGGAAAACCCCAAAAUUCCCACAGGAAAAAUCCCAAAAUUCCAACAGGAAAAAUCCCAAAAUUCCCACAGAAAAUCUCAAAAUUCCCGCAGGAAAAAUCCCAAAAUUCCCCACGGGAAAAAUCCCAAAAUUCCCACGGGAAAAAUCCCAAAAUUCCCACAGGAAAACCCCAAAAUUCCCACAGGAAAAAUCCCAAAAUUCCCACAGGAAAACCCCAAAAUUCCCACAGGAAAAAUCCCAAAAUUCCCACAGGAAAAAUCCCAAAAUUCCCACGAGAAAAUCCCAAAAUUCCCACGGGAAAAUCCCAAAAUUCCCACAGGAAAAAUCCCAAAAUUCCCACAGAAAAUAUCCCAAAAUUCCCACAGGAAAAAUCCCAAAAUUCCCACAGGAAACCCCAAAAUUCCCACUGGAAAAAACCCAAAAUUCCCACAGGAAAACCCCAAAAUCCCCCAAAAAUGGGACCCAAAUUUCACCCCUCCCCCCAUUGUUAAAACAGGGGGCGUGGUCUAAUCAGCCUCAUUUGCAUAUGGGCGGGGUUAUAACCACGCUCCUCCUCUAUGCAAAUGAGAUCGUUGCUAAUUUGCAUAUUUGGCGGGAAAUGUUUCGUUUGCAUAAUGGGUGGGGAAUUCCCCUUUUUUCCGCCCAAAUUCCCGUUUUUCCUCCCUGAAUUUCUCCUUGCUUCCCAAAUUUCCCAGUUUUACCCCAAAUAUUUUUAUUUUCUCAAAACAUCACCAUCAUUUUUCCCCCAAAUCCUUUAUUUUAUCUCAAAAUCCUCCGGUUUAGCCCUCAGGUUCCUCUUCUUUGUCACCAUUCCCUCCUUUGUGCCCCCAAAUCCGGAUUUUGCCCCAAAAUCUCAUCCCUCUCCUCUAAUAU